UGGCCCCACUGUUUUUUCAACACCUACAAUAUUCAGUCGUGCAACACAGCAAACAGCAACAACGCGAAAGGUCUGAAAACUGAAAAUUCGGCAGCAAUUGGCACCGCAGCCACCGGAAAAGCCAAACCCCACAAGCAGCAUUCGGGGAGAAAAUCACCGGGAACAGCGAAAACCCGGCCAGAGAGUGCAGUUUUAUCGCCAUUGAAUCGAGCCCAGCGCGUGCAUAUAUACGGGUUCCGUUGGUUCCGUUCCGUUUCGUUUUUUUCUUGCACACACUUUACCACUCUACCUUUACGUCUCGUUUCGUGGUGCGUGCGUGUGUGUGUGUGCGUGCGUUCGUGUGUUGUUUUUCCGUCCGUCCAAACUAAACACAGGUAGAAAAUCAUGGGCGAAAUAUGAAUAUGGAAUCAAAUAAAUAUACAACGAGAGCAGCAGCAGCAGUAACUGAAACAAACACACUUGUAUUCCGUUCGUGUUAAUAACUUUGUGCGUCUUUGCUUUGUGGUCGCAUUCAUUUCAUAUAGUAUUAUUUUUCUCUUGGAUUUUCAACAACCACAACAACAACAACAACAGCACAAGAAGGCGAAGCAGACAUGGAUGUGAGAGCGAGAGCACAGAUCGUCUUCAUAUACUCACCGUGAUCACCGUAUCGUGAAUGAAUAUUUGUCGUAGUGUGCGAGGCGUGCUCUACUCACACACACUCGUGCGUAAACAACACACUUGUCGAUGUCGGUGGUGUCUGUGACUGUGUGCGGCAUUUAAUAAAUAAUUGUGUGCAAAAUAAAUGUUCAAAAAGUAAAAUACACAAAAUAAACGUUAACACGAAAAGUGCGAAAAUGUAUCCCCGACUUGCAUCAAUCAGCCCGUGAAAAAUCGAAAACAACAAGAAAAGUGCGUGCUUGUGUACAAUUCACUCAUCCGGAGAUUUGGAGCUGCGAAUUUUGCGAACAUCAACAUUCUUCAUAAUUUUCCUUUGGAUACGGAACCGCCGCAAAAGGAUGCGGGCUUAGAGGAGGCGAUCCAACGAGGAGGAAUCGAUACCGGAACGUACAGAGCAGCCAUGUCCCAGCAAGUUUUCUCGGCGCAUCCAGCGCUGGCGGUGGAUCAACUGCAGCAAGCGGCGGAGCAGGACCAGGAGCACAACACUAGCAGUAAUCAUCACCAGCAGCGAUUGGCGACGCAAAGCAGGCGGCACGCCAAAGCCACACCCAACAAAUUCACCCUAAGUAGGAGUUGUGCCGGCGGAGGAGGCGGAGCGGGAGCCCUGAGCAGAGUCCACCAGCAAGUCACACCUAGUUCAUCCAAUCCCGCCAUCAGUCCGGAGUCCAGAAAAACCCUGCCCGCGCGGACUAACUAUGCAGCGGUGGACGAUGACGAUGACAUCGAGUGCGAGGACGUGGAUGAGGUGAACUUUGGCCACCCGGAAAGGGAGACGGCAACGGAAAAGAAUGCGGCAAUCCGGCAACCAACCAAAGACUGUGGCACCGACGAGACGGAUCACGUGCAGCAGCGCCACAAAAGCACGACGACGAGCAGGCAUCACCAAGACGGAGGCGGUGGCGACCAGAGCGAUCUGAGCAGCGUGAUCAGCUCGCCCUCGGUCAGUACUGUUUCCUCGCCCCUCUCCACGCCAACUAGGCUGCCACAGCCGCUCCAGCAGCAGCUCCAUUGUUGCCAGAAGUCGAACGGCGGCGGUGGCGGCGGCGAGUCUCGGGCGAGAACAUCCCCGCAGCAGUCCCAGCAUCCGCACAGGCAUCACCAGCAGCAUCAUCAUCAUCACCACCACCAUCAUCACCUCACGGCAGCGGGCUGUGCGGGGGGAGGUGGCUCUGGCUCUGGAGGAUCUGGAUCGACGGCAUCCUGCAAGGCCAAGAAGCUCGAUCCACGACUGAAUCCCUCGCCCUAUCGGCAGCUAUUGCCCAUUGCCCUGUGCCUGCUCUCGUUCGCGACCGUCUUUGCCACGUUAAUUGUUUACAUGGACACGACAGAGAUCCGCCAUCAACAGUUUCGGCUGAAUAUGUCGCGCGACUACGAGCUGAAUGGGGUUGCGCAAGACGAUCCCGACCUCAUUAAAUUCCUGCGCCAGAUCCAUAUGGGCAAGUACCUGGGCAAGGCUUCGCCCAAGGUUGCCGCGGCAGCGGCAGCGGUGGGUGUGGGGCCGCCGCCGCUAUCCAACUCCCCCAAGACGGCUGCCGGCAACAGUAGCGGGAGCGGAGCCGAUCAACUGGCCCACUAUGUAGCUGAUCUGGUCGGCGGCAAGAUGAACGGUGCGGUGAUCCAGUCGCUGAGCGGUCCGCUGGCCCACCUGAUCACGGCGCCUUGGCUGAGUGAGCACCUCGAUUGGAUGGGCGUGCUGGUGGAGCCGGAGCCACGCUGGUACUUUACGUUGCGCAAGCAGAACGCCCAGCGAGCGCGCAUGCAGGUGGUGCACGCCUGCGUCUCACCCAACACGUAUCCCAAAGAGAUUACCAUACACAACGAGGAUGUGCGCAUUAAUAGUCUGCACGACGAGGAGACCUCGUGGUUCAACACGCGUGUGAAAUGCUUUCCGCUCUACACUAUCAUGCUGGCAUGUGAGCGCACCGAAUACGAUCUGCUCAGUCUGGGUGUGCAGGGGCAUGAGCUGGAGAUCUUGCAGACGCUGCCCUUCGACAAAGUUAAAAUCGAUGUGAUAUCGAUACAUUUGCUCGAGGACCACGAGGACGUGCACGACUACGUGCUGGACAUCACCCGGUUUCUAGCGGGCAAGUCCUACAAGCUGCAGCGAAAGAUCGGCAGAAACUACUUUUAUCAACGGCUCAAUGCCAGUGCCAGUCGCACGCGCAAGAAAGACAUUCUCCUGCUGAAGACGCCAUAGGCUUUAUAUCCACAACGAACGAUCGAAGGAUCCCCAGCACGACAACGUUUACUGUUAGCCACAAAAAAAGUAAAAUUCGAGAGAAAGCUACUGAAGAGAUCCGUAAUAAACUUGGCAGCGAGAGCGAGAGAGACACUGGCAGAUGCUCUCACAAACUGAACUCUAUGUUAUAAUGAUAAUUAUUACCAUACAUACGCUACACACUAACGAUAUCGUUUAUAUAUAUAUAUAUAAAUAUACUGUGUACCGAUUACGAUAUAUAUUGUACGAGUAGAUUCUUAGUUUUUGUAAAACUCAAAUCUCUUUUUCCCACUAUACCUUCUUCAUGUUAUUAUUUCCAUUUAUUUUUUUGUCCAAAAUUGUUUUUUGUGCGUUUAGAUGCAUAAUUAUUGUGUUGGAUACAAACACGGAUUACUAUUAAUAAAUAUAUGCAUAUAUAUCGUAUUAUGAUUUGCUAUAAGCUAUGCUAAUUCAAUGUUAGUCUAAGAGAGCGCCCCCUUUCGAUGUAUAAAUUAAAUUGCAACUGGCGCGGCGAGCGAGGAAUAAUUGUAUCUUCUCUGCUAUUAGGCUUAGGUCGGCUAUCCAUCUCCAACAACUAUCCUAUCCAACUAUCUAUAUCUAUGCAAGUUUAUGUUAUAUCGAAUGCUUUAUCUAGUAUCCAAUAAGUAAGCAAAGGCCUAACGUAAAUUAUUGUUUAAACUGGCGCCGAACACAUACACUCUAAAUACGAAGCAUAUUUAAAUUAUAUUAAAUUAUUGAACCAAACCAAGCACAUCCAUACACACACACACAUACACAACCAUUGUACACACACUAGCGCAAGCGAAUAAAUAUAUAGAAAACUCAUUUGCAAAAUCUGCUUUCAAACUCAUCUCAUAUUCAUAGUUACGACAUAAGCGAACAAUAAGCAAAUAAAUUAAAAAUCACCCGCAAGCAACAAUAAAAUCGAAGAAAUAGUGAGAAGUCAGAAGGAGAAGCAACUAAAAUUCAAAGCAAGAGAUUGAAGAAAUACCCAAAAUAUACACCCCCACACACACUCAUGCACAUUUUAUAUGUACUAGUGAAUAAACAAAUUAAUAAAUAAAUAUAGCGCAACGAAUAACUAAAUGUAAAA
Drosophila kikkawai is the source of this 3971-nucleotide messenger RNA. It is a transcript of the gene S, whose product is annotated as EGF receptor activation regulator Star. The record is from RefSeq and is a predicted model, not a curated record. NCBI's taxonomy places the organism in Eukaryota, Metazoa, Arthropoda, Insecta, Diptera, Drosophilidae.